This is a messenger RNA of Coniophora puteana RWD-64-598 SS2, 351 nucleotides long. RefSeq lists its product as uncharacterized. Bases 1 to 351 code for a protein of 116 amino acids. Gene Ontology annotation, cellular component: nucleus. Lineage: Eukaryota; Fungi; Basidiomycota; Agaricomycetes; Boletales; Coniophoraceae. The transcript is spliced from 4 exons. The record is from RefSeq and is a predicted model, not a curated record.
AUGGAAGAAGCUGUUCCCACUGUGAACUUGACCGGCGUUGGAUCCCGCUUCAUCUCCUCAAACGAGGUGGAAACAGCACGAACCCGAAGGGAGGAGCAAUGGAAGGCAGCAUAUGCGCGAUUGGGCCAGGAGCCUCCACCUCGUCCAACGGAGGACGCGUUUGAUGGUCGUAGUCUGGCAGAAGCAGCCAAGCAAGAAGAAUGGGAAGAGAAGACAAAGCUAGCGAACCAAUUUCGGGCGCUGGAGGAGGAUGAGAUCAUGUUCCUAGACUCUAUUCGGGAGAAGGAGGCUGAAGCAGAGCGUCUCCGUAAGGCUCAGGAUGGCGAGGAAUUACAGGACUUUAAGAAGUAA